UAAUGGCCUUGAAAUUUGAGAAAUUUCAAAAACAUCACAUUUUACUGCGCACCAAACUAGGAUUACUACUAAGUUAUGACUGAAAUUCCUUAUAGUAAACAAAUGCGCCCACCUGAUUUUGGGGAAUGAAUAUUGGAAUUUUUAUCAUAUUCGCAAUUGUUUCCUUCACAACUCUAAAGAGAAUGAACGGUCUUUGGCAUGACAGUGAUUUGAGUCCCGACUCAGACGCAUGGUGGCAUUACAAAGAAGGUGUUAUAGGAGGUCCAAGUCACUGGGGGCAAACUGCAUUUAUGGCUGUUGCUAAUGAUGUCUGGCCAGCCUGCUAUCAGGGCAAAAUGCAAUCUCCAGUCAGUAUCUCCACAGAACAAAUUCUAUUUGAUCCCAAUUUAACACCGCUGAAAAUACUGGGGGCAGAUACACAGAUUGACGUGGAGGUAGUGAACACAGGCCAAGAUUUACAAGUGAAAGUCAUCGACCCUACAACAUCGGUUAUAUUCAGUGGAGGACCACUGGUGUAUGAUUACAAAUUCUUCGGGGCCCUAAUUAAAUUUGGUUCAAUAUCAAAUCGUGGUUCAGAUCAUCAGAUUAAUGGUGUUGCUUUCCCGGCUGAGUUACAGUUGUACGCAUUCAACUUCGACUUAUAUCCAAAUUAUUCCAGUGCUCUUUCUAAACCAAAUGGAUUGGCUGCAGUCUCUAUAUUUUGUAAGAUCGGUGAUCGGUCAACACCUGGUAUGGCAGCUUUACUGUCCGCAACAGAACAUGUUCAGCUUAAAGGUCAGUUCAAAAGACUGCAUGGUUUGCUGCUGAACUCAAUCCUACCAUCCAAUUUUCAGUAUAUAACUUAUCAAGGUUCUUUACCCUUUCCUGCAUGUCAUGAAACCGUUACAUGGAUCUUAUUAAAUCAUCCUAUUUUAAUCACAGAAGAACAACUGAAAUCUUUACGGAAACUGAGAAUUGGACCAUUUCGAGAAUCAGGCAGCAUGGCUGAUAAUUAUCGAACUAUUCAGAGUCUAAACAGCCGUUCCCUUCGAACAAACAUUCAAUUUGUAGAUAUGCAACCCUACUGUUCUUUGCAAACUCGAAUUUCCUAUAAGACAGCGGAAUCAUUACCAUAA
Trichobilharzia szidati is the source of this 1115-nucleotide messenger RNA. The record is from the annotation of a GenBank genome assembly. NCBI's taxonomy places the organism in Eukaryota, Metazoa, Platyhelminthes, Trematoda, Strigeidida, Schistosomatidae.